UAUGCAUUAGUGUACUGUCACUUGGUUCAAGGCAGGUUUGGAGCCACUUCUGUAUACUCGAGAUAUUCAUCUGAUCCUUUUCAUUAACGGGGCAACAUUGGGCUUAGUCCACAGAAGAUGCAGCCUUUGAGUCUCUGUAUUCUGAGGCCGAAGCCGGAGCCUACAGAUUCACACUUGUCGAUUGUGUCUUCAAACGGGAAAGAAAUUGAUGCUUCCCUAGAUUUCCCGAAGAAGGAACCCCUUUAUCCCGAGGCACUGCCUGCUGUCGAUCAAACAUUCAAAACGGAACAAGUUCGCAUUCUUGACUCACUGGAGAGUCGUUACAACCCUGCAACUGGAGAACCUUUGGUAUCGGAUGUUCCUAAACAAGAACAGCCAACUCACCGUUGUGAAAGCUGUGAAAAAAUCUUUUCAAGCAGAAGCAGCCUCGGAGCUCACGUAAAGUGUGUUCAUUUGAAGCAGCGAAAUCACACAUGUGAAUCCUGUGGGAAAUCAUUUUCCCUAAAGUGUCGCCUUCGGGCACACGUAGAAGCUGUUCACUUGAAACGACGCCCCCAUACCUGCGAGCGCUGUGGCAAAUCGUUUUCCGAGAAGCGCGCUUUGCAGAAGCACAUCCGCUCUGUACAUUUGGGGCAGAGAGAACACACAUGUAAAUACUGCAAGAAAUCUUUUUCCUUAAGUUUCGACCUUCAGACACACAUGGAGGUUGUUCACUUGAAGCAGAGAGAUCACCCAUGCGAAUAUUGUGGGAAAUCAUUCUUCUUGAGAUGCUACGUUCGAAGACAUGUAGAAGCUGUUCACUUGAAGAGAAAGCCCCACAGAUGCGAGCAUUGCGAUGGAUGCUUUUCUCAGAGGAGUGUGUUAAGAAGGCACAUUGCAUCAGUGCAUUUAAAACGACGCCCCCAUACAUGCGAGCACUGUGGCAAAUCGUUUGCUGAGAAGGAUGCUUUGCAGCAGCACAUCCGCUCUGUACAUUUGAAGCAGAAAGCACACACAUGUGAAUACUGUGGGAAAUCAUUUUCCGUAAGGUUCAACCUUCGGGUACACGUAGAAGCUGUUCACUUGAAGAAGAAGCCCCACAGAUGCGAGCAUUGUGACAGAUGCUUUUCUCUGAGGAAUGUGUUAAGAAGGCACAUUGAAUCAACGCAUUUAAAGAAGAAGCCACACAGAUGCGAGCAUUGUGAUAGACGCUUUUCUCGGCUGAAUGUGUUAAGAAGGCACAUUGAAUCAGCGCAUUUAAAGGGAUCUACAGACGAAAAGAAGAGUUGUUCAUUCACAUACUCAAGCCUGGAACCCGUUGUUUAACUCUGUAUUUGUCCCACAUCACAACUUACAUUCCCCCUUUUGAUACAUAUGUAGAUUUUUGGCCGUAUUUUGUGAUAAACCCUUUUGCGAUAAAAUGGCUGAUCUUUUGUUCCGUGGAAGGUUUCAACUACUACCGUAUGGUUUUAGUUGUGAAAACUGAAUCUAUUUGCAACUCCCACUACACACAAGCCGAUGUGUAAUUCUGACUUGAUAUACCUUACCUACGUUUUAUCCAAAUUGUCUCUGCCUGCAUGAGCACAACGCAUCAGAUGCUUUUGGUCGAUUUAGGCAGAAUGAUGGGCCAC
Messenger RNA from Dicrocoelium dendriticum, 1610 nucleotides. The record is from the annotation of a GenBank genome assembly. NCBI's taxonomy places the organism in Eukaryota, Metazoa, Platyhelminthes, Trematoda, Plagiorchiida, Dicrocoeliidae.